Talaromyces proteolyticus is the source of this 2158-nucleotide messenger RNA. RefSeq names its product P-loop containing nucleoside triphosphate hydrolase protein. The record is from RefSeq and is a predicted model, not a curated record. The transcript has a single exon. Gene Ontology annotation, molecular function: nucleic acid binding; ATP binding. Lineage: Eukaryota; Fungi; Ascomycota; Eurotiomycetes; Eurotiales; Trichocomaceae. The coding region runs from base 122 to 2023 and encodes 633 amino acids.
GUCGGUCUCUCCAUCUUGAGAUCGUCAUCUACUUCCACGCGGUGCUGUUCUCUGUUCAUUCAACACCGCUCCAACGGCCUGCGCAUUGUGAGGCUUCCCUGGCUCGACGGCGGACAGAACCAUGUCUGCUUGCUUUUUGUGCCAGAAUGGAGCCAGUUUCUUGCGACGACCGACCCUCCUGUCAGCAAUUCCAACGCCGCAUUCACCAUGGCUUAUGACUUCGCGAUGGGUUUCGUCUUCCCGACAACGCAGACCAUCGAGAAUGACUCUCUCUCCCAACGUGGCCAAGACAGAUCUCAAAUCGAAGAGACGGAAUCGUAAUGAUAAGGGGCCGUGGUCGAACAUCAACCAAAAAGAAGCGCGAUUGAAUACCACGCCGAGAACCAGGUCGAAGGCCGCUAUCAAGCGGUCAUCUCGCGGACGAGAGGACAACGGCCCCGAAAAGGAAGAAUCGCCUCUAUACAAAGCGUUGAAAAUGCAGACUACUCUAGCGCCUAUGACCUAUCAUCAGCGUACUUCGAUCAAGGAAAAGAUAGCCAGCAUCAUGAACUUCGACCAGUUCAAUCUUCUACCUGUUGUGCAAGACUCGAUAUCCACCCAAGCUCUACCUGGUCUCGUUGAUAUCGCCCCCACCCCAAUCCAGAAAGUCGCAAUACCGGCGUUAUUAAAGGGGCCGGACCAGAACAAAAAGAAGCAAAAGAAGCCCGAAGACGUGGAAUUAAAAUAUAAUCAAUAUCUCCUUGCUGCGGAAACAGGGAGUGGGAAAACAUUGGCAUAUCUUGUACCUGUCAUCGACACUAUCAAGCGACUCGACAUAGCGGAACAGGAAGCCAAGGAACGGGAAGAGGCAGCAAAGGCCAAAGAAGCGGAGAAAAAAGUUCUUGACAUUGAGCCGCCGGAGUUAUCUGAAAACCUCACUUCGAAAGCUGGCCGUCCAAAAGCAAUCAUUCUGCUUCCAACAUCAGAACUGGUUGCCCAAGUUGGUGAUAAGGUCAAAGCAUUUGCGCAUACAGUGAAAUUCCGUUCUGGUCGAAUAACAUCAGCAGACUCAGCUCGCAAGAUUCGAAACAUUGUAUUCAACCCAGCUGGAAUCGAUGUACUCGUAUCUACUCCGCAUCUUCUGGCGUCAAUCGCCAAGACUGAUCCAUACGUUUUGAGUCAUGUUCAACAUAUCGUCGUCGAUGAAGCCGAUUCGUUGUUAGACAAGUCCUUUGCGCCGAUUACCACGGAGAUCAUUGACAAAUCUGCCUCGUCGCUCAAGCAACUUAUCUUAUGUUCCGCCACUAUUCCUCGCAGUCUCGAUUCGUUCCUCCGCAAAAAGUUCCCCAACAUACACCGCCUAGCCACACCAAAUCUCCACGCCAUUCCACGCAGAGUCCAACUAGGUGUGGUGGAUGUCGACAAGGACCCAUAUCGAGGAAAUCGGAAUAUUGCAUGUGCAGAUAUUAUCUGGUCUCUAGGCAAGGCCGGUGAAAGUGAAACAAUGGGUCCUUUCACUCGAUACAUGGAUCCAGAAGUGAAGAAGAUCCUCGUGUUCGUGAAUGAACGGGAGGAGGCAGAUGAAGUAGCUCGAUAUCUUGCAAGUAGAGGGAUCGACGCCGUGUCAUUUUCCCGUGAUUCGUCAAAACGUAACGCGGAUGUUCUCAGAGAUUUCACCGAGCCACGGCGUAUACCAAACCCAGAAGACAUUAUGGAAAAGCAACGAUUACGUCGAGUCCAACAGUCGGAACUUCCAUUUGUCAUGGAACCUAGCGAGGCUAAAGAAGAACACGGGAGCAAGCUGCUCAGGACUAAAGUGAUGGUUACUACGGAUCUAGGCUCUCGUGGCAUUGACACGUUGGCUGUGAGGACUGUCAUCUUGUAUCAUGUACCUCACACUACCAUCGACUUUAUCCACAGACUUGGCCGUGUUGGGCGUAUGGGUAAGCGCGGCCGCGGUAUUGUCCUUGUAGGUAGAAAAGAUCGCAAGGACGUGGUCAGAGAAGUGCGCGAAGCCAUGUACCGUGGUACAGCAUUGAUUUAGAUGAGCUCUUUCUUAUUUUCGGGUGGUCGUAUGUAUCAGUAUCAUCAUACAUGGGCGGAGUUCGGAUAUUUUCAUGUGUACUAUAUAACCAGUGUAAACUAGAUGUACAUUAAUUUUGACACAUAUUUGAUAUGA